UAAUUCUAGCUUGACAUUUUCAAACUUCACAAAGAAGACGAAAACUAGUUAUACCUACUACAUUCUUUGCUACUACUUAUACGUAAAAAAAUCUUUAAAAUUAUGUAAAACGAAUGAGAAAUUUAUUAAAAUCUGUAGGUAAAUAGAUAAAUAAUAGUAAGUAGACUCAUAUAUUCGUUGACUUUUGACUUUGUGUGUAUCCUAGAUAAAGCGCAGUAAGUAAAUUGAAACAUGUUUCUUCUUGUCUUAAUUCAUGUUGCGGAGCAGUAUUAACAAUAAUUGUUAUUAAAAAAACAUUAACAAAAUAUUUGGCUGAAAUAUUAAUUCAAGGACAAACCAAUUUAUUAUAAAAAGUUGGUACCUGCCUAAGGCUAUACUUUAUUAUUAUUAUUAUUUCCCAAUCUCAUGAUGAUAGUAUGCGUGCCUCGAUGCGUGCGUAUUUUACAUAGAUAUUGUAGAUUACAAGUAUGAACUGUGGUUUUAGUGAUUGUAUUGUAUUAUAAGUAGAAUUAAGUAGUAUAUUAUAGCUAUACACAAAUAUUUAAUUAGGUAAGGAUUUUUUGUUUUAUUUUGAAAGUACCAACACGUCAUUUAGGUAAACCACUCCAAAGUGAUAAUUUACUUUUUAUUAUUAUUUACCUAUCAAGAUUGGGUGAAGAUUGUAACAAAAUAUUGGGUCUGGUAUGAGAGAUGUCGAAAUAAUGACUUUGUCCAGAAAUGUUUGGUUUUAUAAAUAGGUACUCAGACCACAAAUGAAUUAUUCACGUAAUGUUAUUUUCAGAAAAAAAAAUCGUUUCUUUAAAAACUAAUAAUAAUUAUUGUUGCAUGCAAAUAGAAAAAAAUCAUUCAGAAAAAGUUCUAACAAACCAAGUUAUUCUUAUAGGUAGGUAUCUAACAAAAAAAUAUAUCCAUAUAGGUAUGGAUUGGAAGGAUACCACUGUUAAUAACGACACUGACACAGAAUGGUAUCAAUAUUUUCAAAACGGAUUAGAAUCUGAUUCCAAAUUGGAUUACAAUCAGAAUAAUCAUCGUUGGAACAAAUGCUCAGGAGACGGCAUUGAUUUUGAAAUUACUGACAAUGAAAAACAACGCUACAUCUCAUUCCUAAUAAAAAUUCCGCAGCUCUAUGACAAACUCAAACACUGGCCCACCACUGAACAAAAAAUCUUGCUUCUAGCUGUAGCAAGAAUCAUGUCCUAUAACGAACAAACAUUUAUCAAAAUAAACACUAAUGACACUUAUAAUUCACUAGUAAAAAUGACUGAAACUACUACGAGUACCCUAGUGAAGGUACGUUACAUGGACAUGUUGUGUUCGUUCGUUGAACACGAUGCAGGAUUGAAAUGGACACUGGAAACUCAAUAUUGGAAAAAUAUUUGGAAUUUGGUGUUGCAGUGCCAGGACGACAAUUGUGAUGAUAUUAAUCAAAAAAUUUACCACAUAUUAUCGAAAUUCCUUCAAAACACCUCAAAAUGUGCCCCGAAAAUUUGCCAGCACGUAGUCAAACAAAUGAUUCAGCCUAUAAUUUGCUCUGCCGACAAGCAUUAUCCAAAAACGAAAAAACAACCAAUCGAACUGGUCAAUCCAGAAGAGUACCAAAAUUUCCCACCAACUGUUAAAUGUCUUAUUGAAAUCCUUGAGCGACUUUGGGCGAAUAACGAAACGACUUCGGAUGCUCUCAAAUAUUUUUUGACCCUGCGAGACUCAUGUGAAACUUUAACGUUAUUAUCAAACAAUGGCGAGUCUUCUUUGCAACUGAAUCGCAUUUUGACUAUCCUGUGUUUCUACGAAAUGAUUGAACUUUUCGAUGGGAUAAAAGUUGUCAAUCAAGAUCCCUUAGUUUUGAGUGGCUUUUUCAAAAUUUUUGAAAGGGAGAUGAAAAAAGGAAAUUUCGAUGGUAUGUGGAAGCUUCUUUACUAUGGUCAAAAAUACUGCCAUCACAUCUCAAAAAAAGUGCCACAAUAUUUUCAAAAAGGCAAAUCGAUUGGUAUUGGAGACGAACUGACAUCAUUUCAAAUAGAACCGGUUGUGGUGCUUGGUGAAAAACUAUCGGUAAUACCAUUUCCUCAAGUGACUGAAUGUGACGAAUUGUUAAGAGAUGCUUUGAUAGGCGAUCUGCUGAGCAGCGUGAGUGAGAGUUGCGUUCAAUUAGGCUACGAAGUCCGCGAGCAAUACGUCAGAGCACCAAUGGGAAGUGAAUUAACCGCCUUGAAGUGCAUAAUCAAAACCAAACCAUACUAUUCACGAGAAUGCCGUGCAAAAGUGUUUCAAGGGCUAAUUUUCAGUUUCAAGGAUUUCAUAACAUAUAUUAAAAGAGACGUAGAACUUAAAGAUACUGAACACAAUCAACUCAUAGCUGAAGCCAUGCUCGAAGCUAUCUUUGUCUUUCUAAAUGAUUUCGAUUUGUCGUGGAGAGAGAGUCUAGGAAGUUUGGAAGUUUACAUGUUGAAUUAUCAAUUUUUUUCUUGUUCAAUGAACUGGAACUCAAAUGUUGUUAUACUCGGUUUGAAAAUCCUUAAUAUCACAACGUUGAAAAACCUGACUGAUAAUAUGAUAUUGUUGGUGGAUUAUAGUAAUGAGCAUGACGAGAUGGGAAUCAUGCUCAUGGACAAAUGUGCAAGUUCUAAUGUGGGGGUGAGGAAAGCAGCGAUGGCGGUGAUAUGCACCAUUUGUCAAAAAAUUAACGAAGGUUUUGAAUCAUAUAAACAAAUCUUACUCCACUACUUAACUCCGGAAGUAAUACUCACUAAAGCAAUCAAUGACAGCAAUCAUUCAAUACGUGCCAUAGCUCUCAGUUGCCUUCAAGAAAUAAUUAUGAUGGAGGAAUUUGAAGGGUAUCUUUCAAGCACAAUAUUUAUUGACAAAAUUCUUGAUAUUAUAGCCAAAGAAUUCGACCAAAUGAUUCUAAAAGUAUCCGUGAAACUGAUUAGACAAAUUUGUGAGAACGAUAAAAAUGAGACAAUAGAUAAUUUAUUGAAAAUUUAUAAGGUGAUGUCUAGGGUAGCUAUUCAAGAAAGAAAUGCAGACGUUCAAGAAGAAGCUGUUAAGUUUUGGAAAUUUGUGACAAAGAGAAAUUUGGAACUACAAGGUGAACAUUUCUGAAAUAAAGGUAUGAUUGAUGAUGUUUUUCCCAAUAUCACUUUCUCAAAAGAACACAAAAAAAUCAUCCGAUUAGAUGACAAGGAAAUCUGUAAAAGAAUCAUCCGAGCUUUGGAUAACAUGAGUAAAACUGGUUGUUUAUACGUUUACCAGCAAGUUUUAGAAAACUCUGAAACUCCAACCCAAGUUUUUUCCACCACUUUAGAAAUAAUCACAAAACUUUGGAAAUUAUUGAGAAGAUACGAUGUCACUCCUGAACUUAUAUCAAUUAAUGGAACUUAUCCGCAACAAUGGUCAAUUGAUAGUGGCAUAUUGUCACCUACAACGAAUUGGGUGGAUAACGAUGAAGAUAUGAGGGAACUGAUUGAGGAAAUGAUAAAUGAGGACAUUACUGAAAUAUCUUGUCCUGACGUGCUCUCAUUAGAUUCCGGUUUGAAUGUAACAGGACCGCUUUUCAGCCCACUGAAUGAUACUGAAGAUAGGAUAGUACAAGUUAGCAGUUUAGAUUUUAUGGAGUUUAUUUUUAGAAAGUUUCCUAAUCUUUGUAAAUGUUAAAAUAAAAAUUGACAAGCCCAAUAAGGCUGGAACGUUUUUA
Ceutorhynchus assimilis (cabbage seed weevil) is the source of this 3694-nucleotide messenger RNA. Lineage: Eukaryota; Metazoa; Arthropoda; Insecta; Coleoptera; Curculionidae. The record is from the annotation of a GenBank genome assembly.